Molecule: messenger RNA, 444 nt
Organism: Solanum dulcamara
Lineage: Eukaryota; Viridiplantae; Streptophyta; Magnoliopsida; Solanales; Solanaceae
Product: secreted RxLR effector protein 161-like
Exons: 2
Coding region: 1-444 (147 amino acids)
Source: RefSeq, a predicted model, not a curated record
AUGGGAACCAAUCUAAAAUUGGAUGAUGCUGGAACUGAUCCUGGAAUUAAUGAGAUUAUGUAUAGAGGGAUAAUUGGUUCCCUGCUAUAUCUAACUACUAGCAGGCCUGAUAUUGUGUUCAGCGUUGGUAUGUGUGCAAAGUUCCAAACUUGUCCAAAGAAAUCACAUUUGAAAGCUGCCAAGAGAAUUCUAAGAUAUCUAAAGAAGCCUGAGGACCUGGUCAUUUUUUACCCAUCAGGAGACUCUUUUGAUUUAGUGGGAUAUACAUAUGAAGAUUAUGUAAGGUUUCAGGUUGACAGAAAAAGCACAUCAGGAAUGGAGCAGUUAAAGCAUAAGUUGGAAAAUAGGACAGCACUCUUAAGUCCUAAAGAUGCUGAGAUUGCGAGGUUUAAGGCAUGGCUAACUACAGCACAAUCAGAAGGACCAGGUUCUUCUGAAUUCUAA